AUGAAAUCAAAUGGAGGUCAAAAAUCUAAUAAUACUCUAGGAUCAAGAAACUCUAGGAAAAUAAAGCGAAUGAGGCUAAGAUCAAAUAAAUAGCAAGGUUAAAAUGAUAUGAAAAGAAAAAUGGCUGGUAAUAAUUCAACUUAAUCUGUGAAAAUAAUUAAGACGAAAUCUCUAUAGAGAAAUAGAAAUUAGUAGAAAAACAUUAGUAUCCAACCUAAAAUUGAAUAACCUCAAGAAUCUCAAACGAAGGAUAAAUAAAAAUAGUCUCAAGAUACAAAAGUUAAUGAAAAAUCAAAAAGAAAUAAACAAACUACUAAAUAAAAAAGGUAAAGUAGCAAGGAUAAGGAGUAAGAAAGGAUUGAUACAUAGAUGGAGGACUAAAUUAAUCAAAAACUAAAAUUUUAUAAUGCUAAAUUUACAGUACUUACAGAGAUAGGAAUUCCAACAAUAAAUUUACAUUAUGAUAGAAUAAAAUAGUUUAUCAAGUAAUAUCAAAAUGAAAUUAAAUUGAAUGACGAAAGCGUGAUAUCAAAGCUAAUUGGAGCCAUAGGUGAAGCAUAUGUUGAGAGUGAUAAUGAAGUUACAUUAAAUGUAGAAUCAAAAAAAGUCAUGAUCUAAAAAUAGAUUACGGAAUAUUUAGAAGAUUGUGGAAUCAAACUUGAUUGGACACAGGAGAGAUGGGAUAAAAUAAUUCAAAGCACUUUGUUUGAAAUUCCAUACUUUUAUAUGCCAAAUGUGAAUAUGAGGAGAGAUUUAGAAGGAAAAGAAAAAUACUAAAUUAUAUUAGAAACUUUGAAUUUGUUCACUUAAAUAAAUAAAUGGAGUAAGAUGUAAAUGCAAUGUCGAUUUUGCCAGAACUUUCCAUUAUAAACCAAAGAGAGUAUUGAUAUCAGAGAGCUAGUGGACGAAAAUGAAUUACAUAAUGUCAGAUUGAUAAGAGAAUAUUUAAGUCGCAUUAUGAAUGCAUUAAAUAAGAUUUAACAGUUGCAAGUAUAAAGAUAAACCAGAGAUGAAUUACAUCUAACAGCUAACUAAUUAUAGGAUCUAUCAGUAGAAUAUUAUUUGAAUAAGAUGAAGGUACUAUAACUCAAACCAGUAAUUUUGUAAUAUGUCACAAAUUAACCAACAGAAAAGCACACAUAAAAAGAUGAAAUUAGUUAAGAUCUUAUUUUAGAUAAAUCAUCCAUAAAAUAAAACGAUUAGAACGAUUAGUCUUAGGAUGGAUAAGUAAAUAUGUAGGAUCAAUUACAACAAAAGAAAACUAUUCAAAUCAAAGUUCUUAAAUCAAAGACUCUAUUAGAAUAUUUUAAACCUGCCAAGUAACUAUCUCAAAAUGAUGAUAACUCUUAAAAUGGAGUUGAAAGCAAAGAAAAGGAUGAGAAGUUAAUGAAUUAAUCAUCUGAGAACAAACCAUAAACCUAAUACUUUGAUAUUUUGGAGAACUUUUUCUAAAGCAAGCUGGGUAAACAGACGAAGGUUUAGGAUUAAAAAAAAUGA
Paramecium tetraurelia is the source of this 1497-nucleotide messenger RNA. RefSeq lists its product as uncharacterized. Lineage: Eukaryota; Ciliophora; Oligohymenophorea; Peniculida; Parameciidae. The record is from RefSeq and is a predicted model, not a curated record. The transcript has 2 exons.